UUACCCCCGGGGGCAAAUCCAGCUCCUACCCUCCCUGAUACACACCGCACCCCACCUGAUCACCCGCGUGCGUUAGUGCAACAGUGUCCCGCGCGCUCUGGGCGCGUGCAGGUGUGUGCUGCCGUGUGCUGUUUGCAGGUGCAGGCUCGUGCGCCCCCCGCGUGCUCGGCGUGUGCGCGCGCGCAGAGAGACCCAAGCAGGCUCCGGGAGACGCGCGCGCAGAGACCUGUAUAUAAAUAUAUAACACAUUACUGGGGUAUAAUCCAGACUGGGGUGCGUGCACGCGCGUGCGCUCACGUUCCGGAGGUGCAGAGGAAGAUGUCAGUCACGUUCUCGUCCACGCGCCCGAGGGGCAAAGGAGAGGUGACCCAGCAGACCAUCCAGAAGAUGCUGGAUGAAAAUCAUCAUCUGAUCCAGUGCAUCAUGGACUAUCAGAGCAAAGGGAAAACCGCAGAGUGCACACAGUAUCAGCAGAUUUUGCACAGAAACCUUGUGUAUCUGGCCACAAUAGCAGACUCCAAUCAGAACAUGCAGUCCCUCUUACCUGCACCUCCGAACGCCGGUAUGAAUUUGGGUCCGGGUGGGAUCGGUCCGAGCGGAGGGCAGUCGCUGCACUCUCAGAGUAACCUGAAUGACAGUAUGGGCUCAGGCAUGCCCCCUACCUCACUAAUGCAGAGCCAACUCAGCAACGGCCCCAGCCACGCCCCCAUGCAGCAGCAGUCCGGCCCCGGGCCCUCCACCUCUAUGAGCCUGCCCUCCAGCGGCCAUGGCUCUGGGCCUGGCUACACCCACAAUGUUCCCUCCUCUCAGGGCACCUCCACGCUCCCGGGGCAGGGGGGCUACCCGCCUUCCACCCGCACCAACCUCAACAUGCAGUCCAACCAAGUCUCUAUGAUGCAUCAGCAAGGUGCAGGACCCCACUACUCCUCGUCUCAGGCCGGGGGACAGCAGCACUACCAGGGUCAGCAGUCUAUGGGUAUGAUGAGUCAGGGGAGCCAGAGCAACAGCAUGAUGCCGCAGAGACCCAUCGGAACCUACCGUCCCUCCCAGCAAGGAUCUGCCCCGCAGUUCAUGGGCCAAGAGGAGUUCUACGGAGAGCAGUACGGACACACUGCCAGCUCCAGCGAGCCCUUAAACCAGCAGUAUUACCCCGAUGGUCACGGAGAGUACCCCUAUCAGCAGUCUUCGUACGGAGAGCAGGGCUACGACAGGUCGUUUGAAGAGUCCUCUCAACACUAUUACGAAGGUGGAAACCCUCAGUACAGCCAGCAGCAGCCGCAGUACCAGCAGGGCUCAGGACAGCAGCAGACCUUCAGUCAGCAGCAGUACCCCUCCCAGCCGGGGUACAGCGGCCAACCCCAGGGCUACGGUCCAGGUCAGGGAGCUCCCUCUCAGUACUCUCAGUAUCAGCAGGGUCAGGGGCAGCAGUAUUCCUCAUAUCGCUCUACACAGUCUGGACCUGGGGGUCAGCCGCAGAGACCCUACAGCUACGAACAGGGUCAGUAUGGAAACUACCAGCAAUAAGGACCGGUGGCUGCAAUGCUGGGGACAGGACAGGACGGGGUACACGGGACAGUGUCCUGCUGACCCGCGAGAAACCGGGUCCUGUAAACCCAAUCCAGAAUACCGUCUAGUGCAGACUGACCCGUUAAAUACCGUUAAAUACCCUCUCUGCUUUAUUUCACCUACCUCCUUUUAUUUCUCAGAGGACUUUAACACUAGUACCGCUAAGCUAAGCUAAGCAAAGCUAAGCUAAGCUAAAUAAUAAACCCUGAUAAAUCUGUGCAUAUUUUCAUAUUUAGUGUGUCAACUGUGAUUAUUUAUAGUGGAGAAAAUAAGACGAGUCUAUUAUUAAUCUACCUGGUGUCUUUCAGCUUAAGCCACGAGAUCUUUCCUUUUUAUAUAUAGAGAGAGUUUUUAUUUAUUUUUAUUGUUUUUUUAUUAUUUUUUGGUAGCCGCUAUCACGCCCAUAUAAGGAAAUAAAGUUUUAAGGCUGUGUUCCAUUAGAACUUGGGUAAAGCAGUAGUAUUAUACAGUUUAUUAUUAUUACUUCUAUAUAUUAGAAAUGAGAGUCUCAUUAAACCAGUCCUACACAUAGUACUGUGCAGUUUCUAUCUGUGCACAUGCUUUCAUUAUGUUUGGAUGUGCAAAAUAGUGUAUAAUGCUAUCCCUGCUAAGAAUGCUAAGCUGGGACAUCGCUAACAAUGCUAACCUGUGGAUACUGGGACAUUUUUUGGUUGGUUGUUGUAUUAAAUGCUGGUAAAUAAUCUAUUUUAAACCUGUUGUAGGAAAUUCCAAAAGCCCAAUUUAUAGUUCUGCAUUGAGUCUGUGCGAGCGCCCUACGCAGCUGCCCACGUCUAUAAUUCUGCAUUGAGACAAUGUGUUGCCUAUGCCGCAGCCUGAGAGCGUGACCUAUACAGCUGCAUGUGUUUAUAGUUCUGCAUCAAGUCAAUGCAUUGUCUACAGCAUAGCCUGUGUAGCUGCCCUUACUUUAAUACUUCUGCAUCGAGUCAACACGUUGCCUAUGGUGCAGCCUGUGCGAGCACCCUAUGCAGCUGCCCACACCUAUACCUCUGCAUCGAGUCAACGCAUUGCCUAUGUCAUAUCCUGUGCAGGCAUCCUACACAGCUGCCCGUGUUUAUACUUCUGCAUUAAGUCAAAGCAUUGCCUACGUUGCAGCCUGUGCGAGCGCCCUAUGCAGCUGCCUAUGUUUAUAUUUCUGCAUUAAGUCAAUGCAUUGCCUACAUCGUAGCCUGUGCGAGCACCCUAUGCAGCUGCCCACAUUUAUGCUUCUGCAUCGAGUCAAAGCGUUGCCUAUGUUAUAGACUGUGCAAGCGCCCUACGCAGCUGCCCGUGUUUAUACUACUGCAUCGAGUCAAUGCAUUCCCUACAGCGUAGCCUGUGCCAGCGCCCUACGCAGAUAGAUUUCGCUUAAAUUUAACAUUUAAACUACAACUUUCGCUCCUUCAAAACGGCCUUCUGAUGUUUUGAUGACAUCACUAUGCAGAAUAAUAUUAACAAAUACAAAUAUUAUCAUGCUUUCUUUAAUUUACGUUCCAACAUUUGGGUAAUAAACUCGUAAUCCAGGCGAUCCAGAGACACUUCAUGAGAAAAGAACAUUUGUGAAUGUUAAUUAACCACAGGAUGAGACCCAGAGACUCUUAUUUUGGCGUGAUGCCGGCUACAAAACUACAACACGACCUCAGAUUUAACCAGAGCUCUAUAAGGCCGUUUGAGCGUAGACUGUUUUUUUUAUUAUAUUAUUUUUAUUUAUUAAUUUAUUUAGAUAUUAUUUUUGUUAGUAAACAGCCACAUCCUGCUCAUUUCUGUUGAAGUAUGUUGAGUUAUUAUUAUUAUUAUCAAAUUCUUAUCGAAUACAGACAGAUUUAACAAUUCUAUAAUAGUUUGGUAUGCUAAUAUUUGUAUCUUCUCUAUUUUUCAGCAUAAAAGUCCCCCUCGUGUAAUAUCCCACCGUUACUAUCUGUGCAUAAACUGAAAAGCUGUGGACGCUGAGAUACAUUACUAUAAUUACUGCUUUAAUUACUGCAUUACUCACUUAUAUAAAUGUGCUUUAUAUGUGUACUCGCGUGUCUGCACUGAUAACGUCUUCUGCAUUAUUCAUAUUUUAUAUAAAAUACAAUAAAAGUAUCCUCUUACUGUUAAUUAGCAUAGCGUAUAGCGGUCAGGCGAGAGAACGUUUCUCAUUUUCUGUACAGAAACUCUUUUAUUAUAUUUUUAUUUUAUAAUUUCAGAGUACGCAGUAUGUAUUUAUUUUGCACUUUAUUUGUAUUUUAUUAAAUAAAUGAAUAAAUGUAUUAAUGAAUGGAUUUUUUUCCCCUAAAAUAGACAGUGUCAUACUACUUAGCGUGAACUCAAAUUACAUGCUUUUAUUUUUGCACAUAUCUUUUUUUAUUUAUUAAACCUAUACCAUAUUUUUUACGUUGCUUUUGCAUUUUUGCAUUUUUUUAUAAUUAAAAAAAGAAAAUUUUUAUUUUUUACUUUUUUUAUUUGCUCCCUAAAUUUUGCUAGAUUUAAAGGAGAUUAAACUUAAUCUUUAGAUCCAAUUAUCUGAUUAUAGCCAAAGCUUACGACCUGUAUGUUUCAUAUUCUGUGUUUAUAUUUUGUACAUAUUUUAAAUCAGUGUUUAAGUUGCGUUUAUGAAUGUACGCGUUUCUAACAGGGUGUCGUCUGAGUUUCGUGAUCAGAUUUACUGUUUUACUGUAGUUAAAUCAGAAUUCAGAUUACAAUUUUAGAAUUCAGGCCUUAUUAUAAUCUGAAAUUGUUGUACCAAUCUAAUUAGAAUAAAAUUAGGAAUAAUUUUAAUAUUGUAGGCUAGAUUUUGUAUUAUUUCUAUAGACUGUACUAAAAACGAUUAAAAUUAGAAUUAAAAGACUGCUAUUAUUAUUAUAAUAUCAGCUUUAUCACCUCAUGCAGCUAAUCCAUAACUAACUGCAGUUCACUGUUUAUCAUUUCUCUGAAUUUCUUUGAAUUGUUGAUUGUUUUGGGUCUGUUUUGUUUGUUUGUCUUUUUUUCAUGUGAUUUGUUUAUUAACUGGAUAAACAUUGAGUGAUAUACUGAUACUAAAAUCUAUUAACCAUGAAGAAUUCACAUUUUUGUCCAAACUGAAGUGAAUUAAAAUGAAUAUUACUUUUGUGACUGAAAUGUUCUCUGUACGUUUUACAUUUUUGUUAAUGUUUAAUAGAAAACCUAAUAAAAAGUUGAAAUUA
This is a messenger RNA of Astyanax mexicanus (Mexican tetra), 4727 nucleotides long. RefSeq names its product SS18L1 subunit of BAF chromatin remodeling complex. Bases 319 to 1524 code for a protein of 401 amino acids. The transcript is spliced from 11 exons. Lineage: Eukaryota; Metazoa; Chordata; Actinopteri; Characiformes; Acestrorhamphidae. Gene Ontology annotation, molecular function: transcription coactivator activity. The record is from RefSeq and is a predicted model, not a curated record. Gene Ontology annotation, cellular component: nucleus. Gene Ontology annotation, biological process: positive regulation of transcription by RNA polymerase II; positive regulation of dendrite morphogenesis.